Boleophthalmus pectinirostris (great blue-spotted mudskipper) is the source of this 4311-nucleotide messenger RNA. It is a transcript of the gene palm1b, whose product is annotated as paralemmin 1b. The record is from RefSeq and is a predicted model, not a curated record. The coding region runs from base 335 to 1003 and encodes 222 amino acids. Gene Ontology annotation, biological process: regulation of cell shape. The transcript is spliced from 6 exons. Gene Ontology annotation, cellular component: membrane. Lineage: Eukaryota; Metazoa; Chordata; Actinopteri; Gobiiformes; Gobiidae.
CCAGCAGGCAGGGGAGGGGGCGUAUCCUUCCCCCCCCUCUUUUCUCUCCCCUUCUGCACAGCGCUCCGAGUCUCCACACUUUGGUACACUACAUACAACCUGCUACAGACGACGCCCAGUGCCGCCGAGACCAAUUCGCUUUCGCUAUUCUUCCAGUUGUUGCUUAGCGCGUUGGCAUCACUCGCCCCAACAACACAAGGAGUGCCAGAGCGAGGAAUAGGAGCGAAGAGGAGGGGUAGGAGAGAGGAAGAGGGGGUGUUAGGUUAUUCCGAAGAAGUAACACUCAAAAACCAAGCCUGUUUUGGAAAAAGGAGGGAAGCGAUCUGCGUCUGAGAUGGCUGAGGUGUCCCAAGAGGAGCGACUCCAGGCCAUCGCUGAGAAACGGAAGAGGCAGACAGAGAUCGAAAACAAGAGGAGACAGCUAGACGAUGACCGCCGGCAACUGCAGCAUCUCAAGUCCAAAGCCCUGAGGGAGCGCUGGUUGUUAGAUGGAGCGCCUGAAGAAGAGGAGACCAAACGCCGUCUACAGGAGGACGAAGUCAAGACCAAACUUCUGGAGCAAGUCAUCCUCAGGCUGGAGCAGGAGAUCGAGGAGCUGGAGACAGGCGUGCCGGCGAAGGGCGUGGCCAAAGAGAACGGAGGUGAGAACGGAGUAGUGCAGAACUCGGGCCAGACCCCAAAGAGAGAGGUGACCGGGGUAGAGGCCAAACUGCUGGGUCCCAGUCCAGACCAGGCCAGCGCAGACAACCCAGUGACCCUCGUUUUCAUGGGAUACAAAACCGUGGAGGAGGAGCAGGAGUCGCGUGCCGCCAUGGAAGGGGUAGACGGCAACGUGAAGGCGGAGUUUGUGGUGAUUGAAGAUGGAGAGGGAAAGGGAGGAGACGGGGCCACAGACGAGCAGGCGCCCCCUAAUGGUAGCAUGGCGGAUAAGGAGAAGGCCAACGGAGCGGAGGAGGAGAAGAAGGAGAAGAAACAGAGCUGCAAGUGCUGCACGGUCAUGUGAGAGCCGAGUCUAUGUGCGUGCGCGUGUGUGUAAGAUUGUAUGUGUGUGUGUGCGCGCGUGUGUGUGCGUGUGUGUGUGACAGGACUGGAUAAAGUAACACAACAAAAGCAGAAACACAGCCAAUAUCAACAAAGAGCCCAAACAAGCUCAAGAACCACAAAGACUGAAAAGUACAACUCGACUUCUCCAAUAUGUAUUUGAAUUUUAAUUUCAAUUGAUAUUUUUCUAUUUUUCUGUCUUGACAUUUAUAUUGUAUUCAUUAUGUAUAUCUUAUAAUGAGACUGUGUACUGUAAAGUCAUUGGUAUUAUUGUUAAAAAAAAAAAAAAAGGAUCAAAUGUAUUAGCUUGCUCUAGCUGGACAAAUCUGGAACUCUCCCAAAAAUGAAAAGGGCACUGUGUAACUUUUCUGGUGGAAGGUCGGUUGCUUGCUUUUCUCCAUGGAGAUAAUAUUACUUUUCCUGGAAUGUUCCAGAGUAUGACUAAACAUAUCCAUCUCGCAUUUAUUUUGUUACCAGGUGUUUUAUUUCUCAAAAAUACCUCAAAAACAUGCAUUCUUACUCUGAGCCAGAACUUCGUAUAUUUGUUUAUUGCCAUAUGUGAAAAAUUCCAGGCAAAGAAUUAACAUCUCCAUGGAGACAAGCAGGUGACACACCCUAAUCCAGAAAAGUUACUUAGUGCACCUAUAAUUUAACUAUGAAGGACACAGUAAAGAUAUAUUUCUCUGUGUAGGCCUAUCUACUAUUUAUCGGUCAAUGUCAUAGUUGCAAUAUUGUCUGAGAUCUUAUUUUGAAUAGUAUUUUAAUAUAUUGAUAUGAAAUUAUGUUUUCUACAAUGUAUUUAUUGUUUUUUGGUUCUGAUUCAUCUCAAUUCAUCCUCUGCAUGUGAGCUUGAAAGCAGAUUACAAUCAUGAAGUGUCUUUGCUUUAGAAAAUCAUCAAUGCACAUGUAUUAUAUUUGAUUACACUGGUCAUUUGUAACUUUUAGGGUUAGAUAAGUUUCACAGCACCAAGACAAAGAAGCAAAGUUAGUGGAUACAGUACGGCGCAAAAGUCUGAUGCAAAUUUAUAUAAGAGAUAAAAAGUUGGAAAAUUAUAAUCAAAUGUAGUUUAAAGGUGCAUUGUGUAACUUUUCUGGUGGAGGGUUCGUGAAAUGCUUUUCUCCAUGUAGAUGUUAUUGUUUGGUCUGGAAUGUUUCACAGUGUGGUAUUAAACCUUUUUAUCAUUAUGGAACCAAACCAGACCAAGUUACAGGUCAAACUUGCGAAGAGGCAACCCCGCUCACAGUCAGAAUAACUGCUUUUGUAGGUAUUUUUGAGCUAUAAAACCACCUGUAAUUGGUAAAUGUAAGGUAGAGCUGUUUAAAGUCAUACUGUGGAACAUUCCAAGCAGAACAAUCAUAUCUCCAUAGAAACACGCAGGUGACAGACCGAGACCCUCCACCACAAAAGUUACACAAUGCACCUUUAUGCUUGAAUACCUUCUUGUUUAGGGUGCUUAAAGUGCACUAUAAAUGUUCUGGUGUCCGUGUAGUUACUUGUAUCCAUGGAGAUGACAUUGCAUUACCUGAAAAGUUCCACAAUAUGGCUUUAAACAUGCCUAUCUUGUUCUUUCCUUUAUCCUUUAUCUAACCAGAAAAGUGCCACUGAGAUUUGGAAUGUCAUUUUUAUUGCUCCAAAAUAAGUACCCUUACUUAUUCUUGCUGGGAGAGAUAGAUACACUUAAUGCGAUGAUGUGGAACAUUCCUAGAAAAGCAAAAACAUCUCCAUGGAGACAAGCAAGUGUCAAACCCUCCUCCAGAAAUGUUAUAGUGCUCGGAUACUCGUUCAAUUUCUCCCCCAAAUCCUACAACUUCUGCACAGCACUGUAUACAACUAUUUAAUUUUUUACUCUAUGACAAAUAGUUUAUGAUCAUCUAUUCCACAUUGUAAGAAACCAUUUCGCAGUGAAUACAAAUGUUUGAAAUACUUUUGUUUCCACAGUUAAAUCUAUGUAAAAACUUAACACUACGGUAGCAUUGCAUGAAGCCUUGCAAAUUCUCCUCACUGUCUGGUCUUUUCAACAUCACCUCCACAUGAAUGUAACUGAGCAGGGGUUAAACUGGGACAACCUUUGUAACAUCUCUCUGGCUUGUUCAGCUUGCCUUUAUUUUAUUAUUAUUAUGAAGAUAAAUAGCAUUUUUCUCUCUUCAUGAACCAAAUAAAAUGUUGCGUAUAUGUAUUAUUCACUGUGUGUGGUUGGCUGCUGUGUUCUUGUCCUCCCAGUUUAACCCCUGAUUCGAGAUUUUUAUUUAGAUGCACUUAGUUAAACGUGUAAAAUUACAAUAGUUUAGGUGUACCCAGGUAGCUUUUUGAUCUGAAGAAAACCUUUAGUAAAAUUAUAUCAAAACACAUUACAUAUAGUGGCCAGUUGAGACUUUACAAAUGAUAUAGGUCAGUGAUUCUCAGCCACUAACAAUUAAUUUACUACAUUUUAUUAUCACUUUUAUUGUCAAAAAAUCUUCACAACAAACUCAAGUUGGUGCUAUUGCUGUGUCUAGCUGUCUGUCUGUCUCUUCUUCCAUCCAGUUCUGAUCAAUGAGAAGAGGAUUGUGGGUAAUCUUCCUCUUUCUUAGCAUUUUUUGAGAAAGAAAAGUUUAGUACCAGAUGCAUUGUCUCAAGUCUUGCUUCCUAGUUCCUUCAAACAUUCCAGUGGGAGGUUGAUAGGCGUGGACUGAUAAAGUACAGUCUAUGCGUUCCAUAUGUACAACUUGAAACUCUGCUCCUGGUACUUUCACAAUACUUUCUCGUACUUCAUAGUGUAAAAUACAUACAUUUUGUGUAUUGUUGGUGCCUUCGUCCGGUUCAUUGAGUUGGACUUGUCUUGUUUGUUGCCAUUUAUUUAUAUAUAUAUUUUAUUUCUUUCUGGCUCUGCUCCUGGUUUUUCACAGAUCCACCUUAAACACUGCCUUUGAUCCAUGCUUUUAUUUUGAAGAGAUUGCAGCUCACUAUAUAGGACAUAUGCAAACUAUGGUCUCCAAGGAAGGCCGUUUCGAGGACCCAGUUUUUUUAAAAGCAACUUUAGUAGGUUUGUUGUAUUCUGGGAUGCCUGUAUGAUUAAUUGUUGUAAACUUUUGACAUCAUGUAUCCGACAUAUCCUGCUAUAAGCUCCAUGUGUGCAUCAUACUGUUGUAUAUGUGCAGAAAUGUUGCUAUGGACUUUUUGUUGUCGUGGGUCUCCGGGACAGCAGCAGAAGUCACCUUGUGUUUGACCAAUGCCUGUUCAUUCUGUGAUUGUCUCAGUGUUUAAUCUUGAAUAAAACAUUGUUUUCAGCA